Molecule: messenger RNA, 1024 nt
Organism: Rana temporaria (common frog)
Lineage: Eukaryota; Metazoa; Chordata; Amphibia; Anura; Ranidae
Product: protein lin-54 homolog
Exons: 9
Coding region: 14-1000 (328 amino acids)
Biological process (GO): regulation of DNA-templated transcription
Cellular component (GO): nucleus
Source: RefSeq, a predicted model, not a curated record
GACUUCAACCAGGAUGUAUGAGACAAGACUGGAUACUAAUGUACAUUUUCCAGUGAAACAGGAUGGCCCACCUUUGACCUGGGAAUCGUUUAGAUCUGGUUUCCCUAUGGUACUCUAUCAGAAUAAAGAAAAUGAAUUGCUAAAUGUAAAUGAAUCUCAAGGUGCAGAAAGAAGAGUGUACCAGAUUUCAUCUUCAUCAAAAGACCCGUUUCAUUACACAUCCCAAAAAAAUGAAACUGGAUUUUUGACAAUUGCACCAAAGCAAUCAGAUGCUUUGAGAAGCAUUAUACCAGCCAAUGUUAUGCCAAGCAUCACACCACAAACAUUAGAGACUCCAACCAAGAUGUAUCAGACAAGACUGGAUACUAAUGUACAUUUUCCAAAGAAACAAGAUUGUCUACCUUUGAACUGGGGAUCAUUCCCAUCUGGUUUCCCUAUGAUGGAUUAUGGACCAAUAUAUACUUGUAAUAAUAAUAAUACGAUAUUUCAACCACAAUCAGAUUUACAAGAGGACAAGCAACUUGUUAUUACAGGCAAACAAACUUCACGGUGGGAUCUUAAAUCAAAGAAACCAUGUAACUGUACCAAGUCAAAGUGUCUAAAACUCUAUUGUGAUUGCUUUGCAAAUAGUGAAUUCUGCAACAACUGCAACUGUAACAAGUGCUGCAACAAUUUAGACAAUAAAGAGAAAUGCUUUAAAGCUAUAAGGGCUAAAAUAAUGUGUUCCUCUAACUGUAAAUGCAUUCGCUGUAAAAAUGUUGAAGAAUGCCCAGACCGUAAAACUCCUAGGAGCAUACAGAAACAACAAGAUGCAGAACGUUUUUACUCAGUUUUUACUUCCCCGGACGUAGUGAGAGCUGCAGCUACAUGUUUACUAGCACAAGCGGAGAAAGUAGAAGAAGAAAAUCAGUCAGUUGGCAUAGCAGAGAAAAUGAUAAUUGAAGAAUUUGGCAAUUGUUUAUCACAGAUGUUGCAAACAGAUAUCCAGAGAUACCAGUGAAUUAAAUAAAUGCCCCAUUUUCUG